Molecule: messenger RNA, 615 nt
Organism: Caenorhabditis remanei
Lineage: Eukaryota; Metazoa; Nematoda; Chromadorea; Rhabditida; Rhabditidae
Exons: 5
Coding region: 1-615 (204 amino acids)
Biological process (GO): protein targeting to ER; proteasome-mediated ubiquitin-dependent protein catabolic process
Cellular component (GO): cytoplasm; endoplasmic reticulum
Molecular function (GO): zinc ion binding
Source: RefSeq, a predicted model, not a curated record
AUGGCAGAAUUUCCGAAUCUCGGCAAGCAUUGUGAAAGUGCAGUUUGCAAUCGUCUAGAUUUCCUGCCUAUCAAAUGUUCUGGAUGUGCACAUUUCUACUGCUCAGAGCACUUCACGUUUGAAGCUCAUAACUGUCCAACAGGAUCGAGAGUGUCCGUCCAAGUUCCGAUAUGCCCCAUUUGUGAAAAACCAGUUCCAACGCCGAAGGAUGGAAAUGUCGAUUAUCAAGUUAAUGAACACAUCCAGAACAACUGUCAAACUAAAAAAUCUAAAGUGUAUACCAAUGCAUGCUCAGUGCCAAAAUGCCGAAAAAAAGAACUCGUUGCAAUGAAUUGCUCAAAAUGUCGAAACAACUACUGCCUGUCACAUCGGCACGAACGUGACCAUAGUUGCGAGCGAAAAUCCGCAGAGUUUGAAAGCCAACGAAAGAAAAAUGCUGCUUCGUGGACAGAUUCAAUAACUUCUAUUGCCCGAUCCCGUAUGAAUCCAUGUGCUUCGCAAGCGCGAACACAAAGAGAUGAAGAACUGGCCCGAUCCCUCCAGCAAGAAGAAUAUAAUAGAGUUGCGCCUCCAAAUCAAUCGAGAAAUUCUAAUUCAAACUGCUCUGUUUCAUAA